UCACUCAAUCAAACAGGAUUGAUUAUAAUGCAAAUCACAAUCGAAUCAGUAGUUUUGUUGAUUAUGAUCUACUUCUCUCGUUCAAUCAGAUAUUACAUAAAAUGUAAAUUUCAAAUAUAUUAUUAGAAUGGGAAGUCAAUGAAAAGUCAAAGAAUUGGGCAGGAAUAUGA
Paramecium octaurelia is the source of this 170-nucleotide messenger RNA. Lineage: Eukaryota; Ciliophora; Oligohymenophorea; Peniculida; Parameciidae. The record is from the annotation of a GenBank genome assembly.